ACGACUCCUCUGGAUACUGUGCGAUCCAGAUUGCUCCUCCAUGCUGUAUCAAAAAAGACCUGAUGAAUACAGCCCAACGAGAUCCCUCGCUCUUUUGGGCGGGAGAGACUGCCACCAGGGGCAAGGUGUCCGACCAGUGCCUUUGGGCCGCCUGCAAGGCCAUGACCACUGGACUCCUCCUGAUCGUCAUAGGCGCCUCCAUGGCAACCAUCGGUUUCUACUCGGACCAUCUCUCGACAGUAGAAGAGCGCCGAGGAAACAUCACUGUCCUUGUGAAAAACGAGAACAGAGACAAGCACCUGGACAGUCUCACCUACGUCGGACCCCUGGUGAUGGGCAUGGGCGGCUUCAUCAUCGUGGCCACCUGCGUCAUGACUUUCGAAGCGAGGGAUACGUCCUCGUCGUCGGCCAAACUGGUAUCGGCCUGGUUCAAAAGAAGCAGGUCUUACGUCGCCCCUAGACCAGAAAUCAGCUGCCAAGGUACCAGCGUCAGCGACGUCUCGUGGGAAAGAUUCCUCCCUGGCAUCCGACACGACUCGACAGUUACCGAGGCCGACCGAUCGGCGGUGACCAGCGCCCUCAUUAAUUUCAGUAAAAACUUGCAAACAAGUUUUGAGUCUGGUCGAGUUCCCCCGUCGGCCGCACCAGAAGUGCCCGGUGGUAGUCCGAGGGAAAAGCUGCAGAAGUGCCAAUCGGAUCCAAAUGUUGUUGCACUUGGCUCUCCGACAUUCAGGGUGCCAUCGCCGCUUCUACCGCGCGACGAGGUUGACAAGGAUUACUUCUUGAGGCCACCGAAUCCUCAGCUCUUGAGGGCAAGACCCUUUAAUGUGUCACCUCUUGAUUAUCGAAAGGUUGUGUCGGUUGACUGCGCCUCGCCGCCGGUCAUGGAAUCCCUCGGCGAGUCUCUGCCAGCCCAAUCUCAAUCGUCCCAAGGUUCCAUGGCCAUGGAUGUGUAUUUUCCGGACGGUGCCGUGACCUUGAAGGUCCAGGACAAGACUAAAGGACACGAUUCCUUGAGCAGUAGUCGAAAAGGAAGCAAAUCAUCCACCACGUCUUCGAAAAGACUGUCCAUAGAUAAUACAGGUUCCGCUGACAGCUUCUGUUCGACGGGAUCGGAGGCGUCGAGAAGGUCUAGAACGUCGACUCCCAGAAAGUCGGACGCUUCGAAACUUCAGAGCUCCGUGAGUGUCUCCGUGAGUCCUCGGCACACCUAUGGAGAACCUUCGAAAGUGACCCCAGUUCUCACCGCAACCAAAUCGGCGACCAUGAAGCGCUAUCCCUUCACAAGGCAAAAGGCUCUCGAAUCUCAUCCUGGACAUUCGGAUGCUUGA
Messenger RNA from Ixodes scapularis (black-legged tick), 1331 nucleotides. RefSeq lists its product as uncharacterized. NCBI's taxonomy places the organism in Eukaryota, Metazoa, Arthropoda, Arachnida, Ixodida, Ixodidae. The coding region runs from base 63 to 1331 and encodes 422 amino acids. The transcript has 2 exons. The record is from RefSeq and is a predicted model, not a curated record.